Emericellopsis atlantica is the source of this 1770-nucleotide messenger RNA. Its product is annotated as leucine rich repeat domain protein. The transcript is spliced from 2 exons. NCBI's taxonomy places the organism in Eukaryota, Fungi, Ascomycota, Sordariomycetes, Hypocreales, Bionectriaceae. The coding region runs from base 1 to 1770 and encodes 589 amino acids. The record is from RefSeq and is a predicted model, not a curated record.
AUGCCCGGUGCUAUUUCGCCCUCCGAAAAGACGGCUCGGUCAUCCUUCUCCUCGGUUCGCGAGAACGACGAUGGGCUCGCUCAAACCUUCACCAGAUCCAAAAUCUCCUCCUACACCAACGAGACCGAAGAGGUUUUCGAUGAAUCCCCGUCGUCCGAGAGCGGUCAGCCGUUCUUCCAGCCUCCCUUGACCAACCCGCACAGUCAGCUGAAUGGGUUCUGGGCACCAGCACCAACCUUUCGGGGAUGGAGGGAGAUUCCGUUGAAGGGCAAGAAGGCCAGCCGAAGCCUGGAGAACCUGAGGAGCCUGGUUAUGUCAUGGAGUCCCCCGUCGACCCCCAGCAACGAGCCUGAGGCCAAGAAGAAGACAGCCCGUACGACAUAUGAGCCAGGCAGGGCGCCGAUUGAGACGCUCCCGAGCGAGGUACUCGACAACAUCAUUGACCUGCUGGUUGUUGAACUACCGCCCAACGGGCUCACUGUUCGCAAUGCCGACCUCAUGGCACUGCUCCUGGCGUCGCGCGCUCUCCACGCCGCCACGUUGACCACCCUCUAUCGACACAUCACCAUUCCGCACUCACGAAUCUUCCGCAAGUUCCUGAACACUGUCGUCGAGUACCCAAACCUUGCCAGCAUCGUGCGACGGCUUGACUUCAGUCACUUCAACCCCAACUCGAUCUUCUCCAACGCCAGCCAAAGGGCCUCCACCCAGAACUUGACAGCCAAGACGCUGGCGCAGUGUCUCGACCUGACCCCUUACCUGCAGGAGUUCCUGGCUCAGGAGUACAUCGAUGGCGACAUUGACAGGGAAGUAUUGCGAAAGCUCUUCUUCAGCCUGCCGCGUCUCAAGGCGGUCGAUUUCUGCGGGUGCUCCACUGCAUCCUUCCGGGAAGCGUUCAAAGAGCUCUUGGAGGACGAGUGGCCGGAGAAGCUUGGAAUCACACGUUUGUCGUUUCACAAGUGCAUCACGCUGCCAACUGCUGUCUUUGAGACGAUCCUCCCUAGACUCACCAAGGUCACCCAUCUGGACCUCGCUGGAACGCGGGUCACAGAUGCAGCCUUGAUGUCGAUCCCGACUACUGCUCAGAUAACACAUCUGAACCUCGCUAGGUGCAAGGAGUUGACGUCGGAGGCGGUCGUGGCGUUCAUCACCACUCACCCGGCUGUGAAAGAUUCCCUAGUCUUUCUAAGCCUCGCGACCGACGCGAGCUCCCACCUCCUACUCGGCAAGGACGAUAUCGACAAGCUUGUGCCUGCUCUGCCCUCCACAUUGCGCUCGUUGAGCCUGAAAGGCAGUCGCAUGGAGGAGUCACACAUCUCCCUGUUGCGACCUCUGACAGAAACGUUGGAGGAGCUUACCCUGGGGCAAGGCUUGGAGAUCAGCGAUAUCCAGAAGUUGUUCAGGGUUGACGGUCAGUGGAGGCCUCACAGCGUCCGAUACCUCGACAUCUCAGAUAUCGAGACAAGGAUCGGCAGUGCUAGCGAGCUUUUGGCUGACGAGUCGGCGCCGCUGCACGUCAUUGAAGUCGACGAACGUGUGUACGAACGGGCGGCCAAGAUCAAGAAAACCCUCCAGCGUGUUGGGUGGACAGCCAAGGAGUUUGGCACCCGUUAUUGGCUGGUUCGCCUCAACGCCGAUGGCUCAACCGCCGACAAUGGUGGUCGAUGGUGGAAGAUGGGCGCCGAAAGCUGGGGCAUGCGAAAGGUCCCAGUGGCCAAGGGGGAAGUCGGUGGCAUGUACGGAUCGUUCAUGUUUGGAAGACACAUUUGA